UAUUUUCACGGAGCCAAAGUGUCCAAAUGUCCAGACAGACCUGUCUGAAGAGACUCUGCGCUGUUCGCUUUAUUUGAACAUGUUUAGCAUCUGAAUUAUCUCCCGGCGUCCUACGGAGCUAAUGGAGUUAGCUUAGCUUGCUAGCAGGAAGUAGACGGACGCGAACGUGAUGUAACUUAGCAACACAGCGCGCAUCAGAGUGAGCAGACAGUUUUUAACGGAGUGAGUCUGGAGGAAAAGCUGCUGUGAAGCUGUAAAAAUGUCUAAAGUCCAGAACGAGGAGGAACUUUGUGGACAACGCAAACUACUGGACGCUGUUUUCCAGCCUGAAGUCCGGCUGCACAGAGCAGACGUCCAGCUGCUGUCGGUGAGUAAAGAAGAGGAUCCCCCUGAGCAGCAGGACUGGAGCCCCAGUCUGGACCAGGAGGAUCCACCAGAUCCCCCAUACAUUAAAGAGGAACAGGAGGAAUUCUGGACCAAUCAGGAGAGAGAGCAGCUUCGAGGGCUGGAGGAGGCCGAUAUCAUCAAGUUCACAUUCACUCCUGUCCCUGUGAAGAGUGAAGAAGACGAUGAAGAGAAACCUCAGUCCUCGCAGCUUCAUCAAAGACUCACUGAACAGAUGAAAACAGAAGCUGAUGGAGAGGACUGUGGAGGACCAGAACCAGCCAGGAACUCAGAUCCAGAUACUAAUUUACAACCAGCGACUUAUGACAAGACGUCCGACUCCUCUGAAUCUGAGACUGAUGACAGCUGUGAUUGGGAGGAGACCAGGGAACCUCAGUCAGGUUUAAACACUCUGCAAAACAAUGAAGUACCUGUAAGUGAUCAGGAAUGUAAUACUGGAAAAACAUCAAGUAGCUUCUCUGAAUGUGCUACAAGCUUUGGCCACAAGGGACAUCUGCAGGAACAAGAUGGACUCCAAACAGGAGAGAAACCAUUUAGUUGUUCAGUUUGUGGUAAAACAUUCCCUGGGAAAAAAUCCUUAAAGACUCAUAUGAGACUUCAUUCAGAAGAAAAAUGUUUCAGUUGCUCAGUUUGUAAAAAAACGUUUCCAUGGAGAGGCGAGUUUGUGAGGCACAUGAGAAUUCACACAGGGGAGAAACCCUUCAGUUGUUCCGUCUGUGGGAAAGGAUUCACACAAAGAUCAACUUUGACCUCACACUUAAGAGUUCAUAGAGGAGAGAAACCUUUCACAUGCUCAGUUUGUAAAGCAAGUUUCAGUCUCAGAAACAAUUUAUCCCAACACAUGAGAAUCCACACAGGGGAGAAACCCUUUACUUGUUCAGUUUGUGGUAAAGGUUUUGGAAAAGGGGGAACUCUGAGACGACACUUGACUGUCCACACAGGGGAGAAACCAUUCAGUUGUUCAGUUUGUGGUAAAGGAUUUCGAGAAAGGGGAUCUCUGAGACGACACUCGACUGUCCACACAGGGGAGAAACCCUUUGGUUGUUCUGUCUGUGGUAAAGAAUUCACACAAAGCUCAACUUUGACCUCACACUUAAGAGUUCAUACAGGAGAAAAACCUUUCAGCUGCUCAGUUUGUAAAGCAAGUUUUCGCCUCAGAUACAAUUUGUCCCAACACAUGAGAAUCCACACAGGGGAGAAACCCUUUAGUUGUUCAGUUUGUGGUAAAGGGUUUGGAAUAAGUUUAAGUCUGAGACGACACUUGACUGUCCACACAGGGAAGAAACCAUGUACUUGUUCAGUUUGUGGUAAAGGAUUCACUCAGCUUCAUAUGUUCAAAAAACACAAGUGUGCUGGUGAGAGCAGCGGCAGUAAAUGAAGCUGCAGAGAUGCUUGUUGAGCCGAUUCCUUCCAGCAGGAUUUGAAGUACUGAGGACAAGACUUGGCUCAACACUGAUCAGUUCAAAACUGUGAUACAGAUUCCAAAAUAAGUCGAGCUUCAUCUUUUCAGCUGAGAUGAAGCCACAUCAUUGAUCACUGAUCAUUUUAAUUCUGUUUUUAUUUGUGUCUACAUUAUUUGGUCGUUUUCUGGGAACUUUGCUUUUUGGUUUUACAUGUAUUCAUUGAUUUAAAAUUGAUUCAAAUUGUCUGAAAGUGUUUUUAAUAUAUAUAUAUAUAUAUAUAUAGCCAGGACUACAGGUCAGAGGGGAGCAACCAGCAGCUCCCCAACCAGAGAUUGGGUACGAAGCCCCAAGAG
Siniperca chuatsi (mandarin fish) is the source of this 2161-nucleotide messenger RNA. Its product is annotated as gastrula zinc finger protein XlCGF57.1-like. Bases 260 to 1783 code for a protein of 507 amino acids. The record is from RefSeq and is a predicted model, not a curated record. Gene Ontology annotation, cellular component: nucleus. Lineage: Eukaryota; Metazoa; Chordata; Actinopteri; Centrarchiformes; Sinipercidae. The transcript is spliced from 2 exons.